AUGUCCUGGUGGUCUAAUGCCACAUUAUAUGGAAAAACUUUGACAGAGUUUGUUAAAAAAAAUAUUAACGGAGAUAAUGAAACAGAAAAAGUAAUAAAAGGGGAAGAAUUUGAUAUUGAAAAUGUUGAAGAAGUUAAAAAUGAAAGAAAAAAUUCAAUAAAGUCAAAGUUUGUUAGUCUUAAAGAUGUUGCUGUUGGUAAGGCAAACGAAUGGAAGGAAUAUAUGAAUGAAAUUGCUACAACCAAAGAAGAAGAUGAAAAUAAUGAAGAAGGCAAAGCUAAUUCAACUAUAAAUAAUCGUUUAACUGCAAUUACAAAAAAAGCUACUGAUGAUUUUUCUAAAUUUGCUAGAAAAGCUUCUGACAUUACUGUUAAAAAAGCUGGUGAAUUGAAAAAUUUAGUUGAUAAAGUUGCCAAAGAUUCAUUACUUGGAGAACUUGAUAGAGAAAAUUUAAAAUAUAUUGAGGAAUUAGAAAAAGAAAAAUCAGAAGAAACAAUUGAUUUGCCAUGGAUUGGAAUGCCUGAUGAAGGAUUAGCUCAAAAACGUAUAUUAUCAUUAUCAUUGGAUGCAAAAAACUUUACUGGUCAUGUUCCUGAAUCUAUUGGAUAUACAAAUAGGGAAAUAGAUGCACUUGCUGGUGUUAUGAUAGAAAAAGAUCCUCAUUUAAGAAAAAUGAGAAUGAGCCUUGUACCAAAAGAAAUAAAUGAGGAAAAAUUUUGGAAAAAUUAUGCAUAUAAAGUUUAUAUUGUAAGAAAAAUACUUAUGGAAGAGACUAAUUCAAGUAAUAAAACUCAAAAUUCUGUUGAUGAAACAACUGAUGAUGAUUGGGAAAAAGAAAUUCUUGGAGACUUAGAUUAUGAUACAGUUAUGGAAGAAACAGGUAAUAAAAGUAAUGAACAAUGGGAGGCUGAGAUAAAUGAAAUUUUAGAAAGUAAUCCUUAA
Strongyloides ratti is the source of this 942-nucleotide messenger RNA. Its product is annotated as Synapse-associated protein 1. Gene Ontology annotation, cellular component: cytoplasm; synapse. Bases 1 to 942 code for a protein of 313 amino acids. The transcript has a single exon. NCBI's taxonomy places the organism in Eukaryota, Metazoa, Nematoda, Chromadorea, Rhabditida, Strongyloididae. The record is from RefSeq and is a predicted model, not a curated record.